Molecule: messenger RNA, 3259 nt
Organism: Arabidopsis lyrata subsp. lyrata
Lineage: Eukaryota; Viridiplantae; Streptophyta; Magnoliopsida; Brassicales; Brassicaceae
Product: nuclear poly(A) polymerase 4
Exons: 13
Coding region: 351-2699 (782 amino acids)
Cellular component (GO): nucleus
Molecular function (GO): poly(A) RNA polymerase activity; RNA binding
Source: RefSeq, a predicted model, not a curated record
CCUUUCCUCUCUCUCUCUCCAUCUCCCUCAUGCCUCCUUCUUCUUCUCGAUCCAUCUCUCUCUCUUUCUCUCUUCUCUCUGUUCCUAGUCCAUCGAUUUAACCUCUUUCAGAUUCUCCUUCUUCUUUGACUUUUCUUUGACACCGUAGUCUCUCUCCCCUUCCAUCGAUUUAGGGUUUCCGAUUUCCUCUUCUAGUUUUUCUUUUCAAAAUUUCCUUUCUUUUUUGUUCCUCUCCUUCUACAAUCUCCUCGAAUUCAUCUUGACCAAGGAGGCGUCUGAUCCGAUCUCCCUCGAGAAUAUGUUUUUGUGCUGCUCUUCUGCUUUGAUCGCGUAGGAUUUGUAAUCGUGUUAUGAUGGUGGGUACACAAAAUUUAGGUGGUUCGUUGCCGCCGCUGAAUUCCCCUAAAAGCUAUGGAAUUACGAAGCCGCUCUCGCUUGCUGGCCCUUCCUCGGCGGAUAUUAAGCGUAAUGUCGAGCUGGAGAAGUACUUGGUUGAUGAGGGACUCUACGAGAGCAAGGACGAUACCAUGCGGAGAGAGGAAGUUCUGGGACGCAUUGAUCAGAUUGUAAAGCACUGGGUGAAACAGUUAACGCAGCAAAGAGGAUACACAGAUCAGAUGGUGGAGGAUGCAAAUGCUGUCAUUUUCACCUUUGGAUCCUACCGACUUGGCGUGCAUGGUCCUGGGGCUGACAUUGAUACUUUGUGUGUUGGGCCAUCUUAUGUUAACCGGGAGGAGGAUUUCUUCAUCAUCUUGCAUGAUAUAUUGGCUGAGAUGGAAGAAGUGACUGAGCUCCAUCCUGUUCCCGACGCCCAUGUUCCGGUCAUGAAAUUUAAGUUUCAAGGAAUACCGAUUGAUCUGCUCUAUGCUAGCAUAUCACUUUUAGUUGUGCCACAGGAUCUGGAUAUCUCCAGCUCUUCUGUGCUGUGUGAUGUUGAUGAGCCAACCGUUCGAAGUCUUAAUGGUUGUAGAGUUGCUGAUCAGAUUCUGAAACUCGUUCCAAAUUUUGAGCACUUCCGGACAACUUUAAGAUGCCUGAAGUACUGGGCUAAGAAGCGUGGCGUGUAUUCAAAUGUGACUGGAUUUCUUGGCGGUGUAAACUGGGCACUUUUGGUUGCUCGUGUCUGCCAGCUCUAUCCAAAUGCAAUUCCUAGUAUGCUGGUUUCUCGUUUUUUCAGAGUGUAUACUCAAUGGCGGUGGCCGAACCCAGUCAUGCUUUGUGCAAUAGAAGAGGAUGAGCUUGGAUUUCCUGUCUGGGACCCUCGUAAAAAUCAUCGUGACCGCUAUCACCUUAUGCCAAUAAUAACUCCAGCUUACCCAUGCAUGAAUUCUAGUUACAAUGUUUCUCAAAGCACUCUUCGCGUUAUGACAGAGCAGUUCCAGUUUGGUAACAAUAUCUUGCAGGAGAUUGAAUUAAAUAAACAGCACUGGAGCUCUUUAUUUGAACAAUAUAUGUUUUUCGAGGCAUAUAAAAACUACCUUCAGGUUGAUAUAGUGGCAGGAGAUGCAGAAGAUUUAUUGGCUUGGAAGGGUUGGGUGGAGUCGCGGUUCAGACAGCUGACCUUAAAGAUAGAAAGAGACACUAAUGGGAUGUUAAUGUGCCAUCCCCAACCAAAUGAGUAUGUAGACACGGCUAGGCAGUUUCUGCAUUGUGCCUUUUUCAUGGGCUUGCAGAGGGCAGAGGGAGUUGGUGGUCAAGAAUGUCAACAAUUUGAUAUACGUGGUACGGUCGAUGAGUUCAGACAAGAAGUAAACAUGUAUAUGUUCUGGAAACCUGGGAUGGAUGUGUUCGUUUCUCAUGUUCGUAGACGACAGCUUCCACCUUUUGUUUUCCCAAAUGGAUAUCGAAGGCCUCGGCAGUCCAGGCACCAAAAUCAACCGGGUGGAAAAUCUGGUGAAGAUGGCACUGUUUCUCAUUCUGGCUCUGUGGUGGAGAGGCAUGCCAAGAGAAAGAACGAUAGUGAAAUGAUGGAUGCGAGGCCAGAGAAACCUGAGAAGCGUGCAUCUCUUAGUCCACAGAGUCUAGAUAUAGUUUCUCCUGAAAGUAGUGCUAUCACUACUGGUUGGACUCCUCCUGUUUGCAACCUUAGAAGGCCACCAAGCGAGGAAAUAGAAGCUGAAAAUUUGAACACCGAGUGUACUGAACUCACAAACUUUGCUCGAAAUGAGUGUAACUCUGGCAGCGAGCAAGUUCUUGAAGUAGAUAGUAUGGCUCUAGUUCAAGAAUGCUCUGAUCCGGCUGAGCCUUUGGGAAAGUGUGUAACACCUGACUCUAGUGAUGUGGUAGCAUGUGUAAGUGGGCAGGAAGAAAACUUAGAUCGUAAUUUGAGGUCUGUAUCCAUCAGUGGUACUGACUCCCAACCUCUUCCGAGGCUACUUGAUACGAAAGGUGUUGUCGAUGAACUUGAGAAAGAAUCAAAGACAUUUGAUGGGACGAGGACCACUGGAAAUAUUGCUGACAGUGUUCAACCCAGCAGAUCUUGUGGGCAGAACCGUGAUUAUGAGGGUUUCGGGUUUCCUGCUGCAAAUUCAGAUCCUUUGGGAAAGGAAAACUUGUACUCUCAAAGUGGCAUGUCGGAAGACCUUCAGGUUAUUAAGUCAAACUCUUUGGUCAGCGGGAUGGAGAAGUCGGAAGACAGAGCUAGGUCAGAAUCUUUGCAGAAGUCACAGAUAAGGUUAAGCUUAAAGUCCACUGUGUGAACGUCCUCUAGGCUAUUGACGUGAUAACCAGACACAUCAAGAAAAGGAGGAUAUCAACUCAAAUUGUUGCGGUGGACAGACGACAGAGUCCAGAAGCUUUUUGGUAAGUGAACUUUUAAUAUGGAAAAAAAAAAGAAAAAAAAAAGUUAAAAAAUGACAUUUGAAAAAUUCAAAAAAAAAAGAUAAAAGUUAAAAAAAAAAAAAAAGGAAACCAAAAGAGAAGAGAAGGUAUAGGCAGAGGAGCAUUGGAAGGAUUUAUUUUGGUGGUGGUAUUUUGAGUGAGCUUGGACGACCAAAGCUCAAUAUGCGUCAUGAGGUGGGGACAAUGAUCAUUGACUUGAAGAUGGAAAUGAUUUAUAUAAUGUCGGGAUGAUGAAUGCUUUUUUUUUAAUUCGGCUGCUUCAGACUCCGGUCCUCUUUAGGGCUUUGACUUGAAUCGUUGUGUUUUUAAUUUUAUUUUACCUUUUAUGUAUAUAAGGUCUAUGCCUUUGUCUCUCUUUUUUGGAGUUAUGCUGUCUAAACUAAGUGAGAGUAGUUGCAAUGAAAGGCUUUAAAAGACA